AUGGGUGUGAAGAGAAAGGCUGCUGCUGCUAUCUUGGUCCUGCUGCUGUCCCUCGGCUCACUGUGGCUCUACGGAGGUUUGGAUUACCACUGGGAUUCUUGCUUGAAAGGUUACAAUCAGGUUAACAGAGUCCUCCAUCUGUCCAACAGCAGUGGGCCUGAUGUGGUUAAGAACCCCCCUGUCCUCUCCAUUUGCUCUGGCCAGAACUUCCAGGCGUCGGUGCUGGUCUCCCACCUGCUGGCUGCUCCAGUUCACACCUCGGACGUGCUGCUGCAGCCGUAUCUGUCCAGCUGGGAUGAGCUCGUGAAGUUCAUGGAUUCUCUGGGCCCAAUGGUGAGUCUGAUAUCCACAGAAAUAGAAAGUAAGACCACAGUGAUCCGCCAGCUGGCCCUGCAGUCUGAGGAGGGCCCUGAAGCAGAGUUCGGCCCAAACGUGAACAUAAUAAACUCACAAACCGGAGAGAAGAAGCCUCUGAAGGCCCCACAGCACUCAGAUGACUACCGCUCCGUGCGCUCGAUGAUCAGGUCAGAGUUGGAUCGAGCCGUGGUUGACUUCCACCACCAGACGGACUCCGGCUGCCGGACUCUCCUGCGGCUGCAUCGAGCGCUGCUGUGGCUGAAGCUCUUCCUGCAGAAGCUGGCGGAGUCACCGCGGGCCGGCCGCCUCAGGAGCCCCUCAGAGCUGUGCCGAGAGGCCUACCAAAGCACGCUGGCCCAGCACCACACCUGGCUCGUCCGCAGGGCUGCAGAACUGGCCUUCAUCGCCAUGCCGGAGAGGGGGUUUUUCUUCAAGCUGCUGUGCGUGCAGAACCAGGAGGAGCUGAGCGUGCUGUUGAACAGAGUGGUUGUGAUCAUCGGGGAGGUUUAUGACAGGACACAGAGAGCCAUGGAGGAAAACGGCAUGCUGGAUUUGCCUUAAAAAGGGACCUGCUGCUGCUGUUGUACAUUAUUUUGUACUGAACUCUAGUCUCUUUGGAAUCAGAC
Nematolebias whitei (Rio pearlfish) is the source of this 983-nucleotide messenger RNA. RefSeq names its product glycolipid transfer protein domain containing 2b (gene gltpd2b). Gene Ontology annotation, biological process: ceramide transport; intermembrane lipid transfer. The coding region runs from base 1 to 918 and encodes 305 amino acids. The record is from RefSeq and is a predicted model, not a curated record. Gene Ontology annotation, molecular function: ceramide 1-phosphate binding; ceramide 1-phosphate transfer activity. Lineage: Eukaryota; Metazoa; Chordata; Actinopteri; Cyprinodontiformes; Rivulidae. The transcript has 4 exons. Gene Ontology annotation, cellular component: cytoplasm; cytosol; membrane.